GCCGUUUGUAAUCAGGAAUAUAACCUAUGUGUAACGGCUCUCGCUGUUCUUCACCCGCCCCCUCUCCAUAAUACUGAUAACUUCCGGUUCUUUCAGUUACGUCAUGGAAUUUUAGCCUUAUAUACUGAUAUGUCGGACAUUUUAGCCACACUCGUGCUAACUUCUUAGAAGCAAGUUUUUCCCUGUUUGGAUUCUGUUUUAUUUAUUUUUUUAUUUUUUUAUUCUUUGCCACGCUGACUGUUUACCCACUCUCUGAACUUUCUCCUGAGUCUGCCUCCCAUUUUGGAUUGUUUGUUUUUUUUUUCAUUCAAACCCACGAAUGGCUUCUACUCCUUCCAUGUCUACGUGUCUCAACAUGCCUAGGAGAAAGCCACCAUUUGACGCUCAGAGUGAGUUCCUGCACGCAGACAAACAGGUUGAGCUUGAGGAACAACAUCAAAUGUUUUUAAAUGAGCAGUAUAUCAUUGACGCGCUUAUCCGAUUUAUCCUCGGGUCAGGGGGAGCCUGUGCUCAGGAAACCCACCAAGCACGGGGAGAACAUGCAGACUCCACACACACAGUGAGAGGGAGCGAGACUCAAACCCAGGACACUGGAGGUGUGAGGCAAACUACCAUCAUACCAGUGACACAGCAGAAUCUGUUCCUCAUUCAGCACUUCUGUGAAUGGAGAGAGGAUUUCCUGGCAAACCUUUCACCAGUCAGGCUUAUAAAUAAACAUCGACCCUCCACCCUCAUAAUCAACCAUACUGCUAUAGAGGGCUGUGUGGAUCUCCACACCAAGCAGAUCAAGGAGCUGAACAUCAGCUGGAGAGGUGGUGAACAAUCUACUUCAAUAAACAUCAAUGGAGACAUGACAGAAAUAGUCCAGAGCUUUAGGUUCCUGUGUCUUCACAUGUUAGUGGAGCCGUCAGGGACAGUCAUCAUAACAGCACUGGUAAAUAAGGCACAGCUCUACUUUCUAAGGUCAUUCAAUACUUUCUGUAGUAUUAAGAGCGUCAGAAAUCAGAGACUGCUUGGAGCCCAGCUGCCUGGUCGGUUUGUUUCUGAAGACUAUAGAGAACCUCACACUGAUGAGCUCGAGGCUCUGUUUUGGGCUUUAACUUUUUCUCUAAAAUUUAAGUUAGAUUAUCCAGUUAGAUCACAUAAUGACAGAUUCAUUAUAUAUGAUUUACAAUUAAAAUGGGAGGUUAAAGAGUACAUUUGGGAAAAAUUUGAAUUAUUUUCCUCUGAGGAUGAUAUUAAUAAUAUUUUAGAAAACUGUUAUACACUUCAGUGUAGUGAAGGCAUCCUGAAUGUGAUCAUACACUACGCAAAUGUUGGUGAAAAGGAUCCCAAAUACAUCAUGAUAAACAGCUGGAUUUAUAAAGUGUAUCCUAAGAAGCUUUAUGUAUUUCUUGUAGGGAAACAGCUCAAUGGAACAGAAAAUGCAGAUAAAAUUGAAUCAGUUAUUAAAAGUCAGAAGAAGAAGCACAGUUACACAGACAUUCGAGAAGGAAUCAGGAACUGUAAAGAACAUCAUGAAGAUCUGUAUGAUCUGUAUUCUGAGUACGCUCAGUACACCAGAGAGACUUUACAGGGCGUCUAUACACACGGACGUUUAAAGCCCAAGAGAGAAGCUUGGUUCACUACAUACUUUUUAGCAACAGUGAUUUCAGAGUCUAUAAGAAACUAUAGGUCCUUUAUCACCACACUAAUGGCUUUAGACCUGAUUCUCAGACCAAAUCCUGAAAGAGCUGAACAGGAGAUUAUUUUAGAGAAGCUUCCGAUGGCGAGAGGGGGAAGCUGGGUCAAUUCAGAUAAACGGGGAUUUUAUGGGGCAAGUACUGCAUUAAAUAAAAAACAAAAAAGAAAACUUGAAAAGCUAAUAAGGGAAGAAGAGCAAAUCUGUAAAAAGUGGCUUUCACUCAGAAAUAAAUCAGAGAUUGACAGAGAAAUGCUUCAUCGUCUGCUGGAGUUGGUAUACGGUAAACACAGACUUUGUGAAGAGCCCUCACUUCUUCAGGAAUUUACGGUAGCUUAUAUACAUUUUAAAAAGAAAAUAAAUUCUCCCAUUUCUCAAGAAUUACUGAGAGAGUCAUUCAACUGGAGCUUCUCACUGUAUACAUAAAAAAUGAAGAAAUAU
Molecule: messenger RNA, 2122 nt
Organism: Hemibagrus wyckioides
Lineage: Eukaryota; Metazoa; Chordata; Actinopteri; Siluriformes; Bagridae
Exons: 3
Coding region: 320-2107 (595 amino acids)
Source: RefSeq, a predicted model, not a curated record